Molecule: messenger RNA, 1165 nt
Organism: Drosophila rhopaloa
Lineage: Eukaryota; Metazoa; Arthropoda; Insecta; Diptera; Drosophilidae
Exons: 2
Coding region: 82-1092 (336 amino acids)
Source: RefSeq, a predicted model, not a curated record
CAACCCGAGCUUAUGCCGGAUCGUAAGUAACGGUUUUGCAGUCGGUCAACGUGAACUAACCGUAUUAAACCGAAUUGAAAAAUGCAACUGAUGCAUGGCUGGAUCCUUCUGCUGCUGGCUAGACUUCCAGAAGCUGUCCGGGCGCAGGAUCUGCUGGAGCUGUCCUGCAGCUCGGACGCACAGUGCGCGCAAUUCGAGCGUGGCCGCUGCCUGGACAUGGCCUGCAUCUGCACGGCACGUGGCUCCAACGAGCGGGUGGCCUGCUCGCCGGUGGAGGAGAAACUGACCAACAUCAUUGGCGGCUCCUGUCCCUGCCCGAUGCCGGAUGCCAACUGCCAUCACCGGUGGGAGCAGUGCCUCUGCUCCGCGGGCCAUGUGCCCAGCGGCGACCGCCGGCGCUGUCUGAAGGAGGCUAUCGCUCCGGGCGGAAGAUGCGAGUUCCAGGGACAAUGCCAACUGGCGGACAGGUUCAGCUCGUGCUCCGGCGGUCAGUGCCUCUGCAAUGACCAGUUCGAGCUCCACGAGGGACGUUGCCUUGCCGUGCUACAAUCAAGAUGCAGCGAGGACAAGGAUUGUGGGAGCUGCGGAGCCUCCCUUUGCCUGACCAAAGUGAAGAACUGCGGUUGUGCCGCCAGCUAUGUGCACAACCACAACAUGACCAAGUGCGUGACGGGUUCCGGAUAUGGUGGCAGCUGCGAGCAUAGUGCACAGUGCAAGGUGAAGCUGGGAGCAGGAGGCCAGUGCCAGGAUCACAUUUGCGGCUGUCGCCCUUCUCACUACCCCAAAAGGGUAGCCAACGAGGAGGCCAAGGAGGAUACGGCGGAGGAGGACCAACGGGAACGGAUCGUCUGCGAACCCAUCGUGCCUUUCGGAGCACUCUGCCUCCACGAUGGCCAGUGCCGGAUGAAGUCCCUCCUGAAGGAGGCCAAUGCCACAGCACCGGCACCCAUGUUCUGCAAUUGGGGCGAGUGCUCCUGCAGUGAGAGCCACCGACUGGAGGACAACAAGUGCAUCCGUGUAGAGAGUGGAGCUGUGCGGAGCCAAUUGAGUUUCUUUCUCUUCUGUCUUCAGUUUAUAAUGAUUCUUUAUUAGGGUGUGUAUAGCAAAAAAAAAAUCGUUGAACUUAUAUAUGAACAGAACGAAUAAACGAACACACAGAUACAAA